This is a messenger RNA of Gossypium raimondii (Peruvian cotton), 2508 nucleotides long. RefSeq lists its product as uncharacterized. The transcript is spliced from 3 exons. The record is from RefSeq and is a predicted model, not a curated record. The coding region runs from base 122 to 553 and encodes 143 amino acids. NCBI's taxonomy places the organism in Eukaryota, Viridiplantae, Streptophyta, Magnoliopsida, Malvales, Malvaceae.
CCGCACCGGGAUGGCGGCGAAGAACAACAGCAACAAAAAAAAGUGAACCGGGCUUUGACAUCAGCCCAAAGCUGGUAAUGAAUGAGAAUGUCGGUGAAGAUAGCUACUGAUUUCAAAGCGCAUGAAUGGGUUUUUACAAAAGAGAGAAAAUGAUAGAAGUCCACUUAAUUUGUUUGAAUGUUGGGGGUUUCAAUUCAACGAAAAUGAACGCCACUGUUUCUUCACUGGGAAGUUUCUGCUUAAGCCAUUACCUAUCUACAUUGCUGAAGCAAUGGACUGCCAAUGUUGUUCUUCUGGUAUUGGUGAAUGUCACAGUGGGAGGAUGACGAAGGAGAAUAAAAUGCUACAAUUGCAUAUGAAAACUCCAACCUCUUCUACAUCUUCCUCUUUGGCCUGCACUUGCUUGUCCCUCUCAGGCAAUCCUGAGACCAUUGGAAAUGCUAACAAUGGUCUAAUUUUCAUGAUGAAGACCACGUUGCUUUCACCAACUACACUCAUUGCUCUCCAUGAGAAGAGCUUGGAGUGGAAGGUUUAUCUGGGAAGUUUCCAGUGAAGCCUUGCUAGACAGUUGUGUCAUUACGAAGUAUCUACAUUGACAUCAGUUGGCUAACCAUGGACAGCUAGUGUUGAUCAUAUGAUCUUCCUAAAUCAAGUAAUCUUCUUAUCCUAUUUGAAAUUGUGUACCAAAUAACUUAACUAAAAAGCUGGAGGAAAAGUAUCUUAACAUACAAGUUAUCAUCAUCUACUGAGUUGGUCUUGGUUUAUGGCAUAAUAUAUUGAAUUCUUUUGAGUUGAUUAAUGCUGUUGUAUCUUUAUUUUGGUUUACCUUUUUCUGGUUUAAAAUUUUUGAUGUGCUACUAUGCAUACCUUUGUGAUUCUUUUUGGAAGAGAUAAUAGCUCCAUUGACCUUGAUAAGAGAGAAUUAGAUUCAUUUAUUAUCCCUUUACUUGACUUGAUAAUAAGACAUUGAAUGUAAAGUGGGAAAGCAAUUUGAGUUCAAGGAAACCCAAAGAAGACUUGUUGUCAAUUCCUUUUUGUACAUAAUGUUUUUGCAUAAAGAACUGAUUUGUCCACUAUAAUAUGGUUUUGCUAAAAACAACAUAAAUGGUCUGGAAUUGUUUGUAUUGAGUGCAAUGGCUUCUACAAAGUUGUUUGUAACUUUAUCAGACAACCCAAAUUAUCAUCUUGGACUGGAUUUUUUAACAAAUUUCAUGCCCCUUUUCUUGCCUUCUUUUUUUUUUUUUUUGCGUACCAUAUUAUUAGACUGUCAUUCAAGUAGAAAAAGGAUUUGAUUCUAUUUUAUAAAUGUUCUCACAUUUGUGGUUCCACGAUUUUGCGAAGCAGAAUAUUCAAUGCUUGGAUAUUUGUUGAAUUUAUUUGGUUACAUAUUUUCUUCAAUGAUUCAAAUAUUUGUAAAGUCCCUUCGUCGACGAUAUGACAUCUUAGUUCAUCAAUGACAUAUAAGGCUACUAGGGAAUGACUGAGAGAAUGUUAAAGACAAAAGCUAAACUCCUGGAGGAGCUGUUUUAUGGUAUCUGAUCCAUCAUUCUUUCAUGAAGCAACUUGGUGAAGCUGUGAACGUAUUGUCACCUUCAUUGACGUUUCAAUCUCGACUGCAGAAGAUCAAGAAAAAUAUGCUAUAGCUAGCCUCUUCCACGUCUUCCUCUUUGACCUUUACAUGGUAGCCUUCACCAUGUAAUUCUGGGUUUAUUGGGAACAGUAGCAAUGGUCUUGUUUUCGUGAUGAAGCUAACAUGCCUUCGCUGACUAAACUCAUUGUUCUCCAUUAGAAAUGCUUGGGGUGGUAGGUUUAUCUGGUAAAUCAUUGAUCUGAUAUUGAUGUCAUUUCAAGAAGUGAUGCCGUAUCUUGGACUCCAUAAAUUGUACCCUGAAUCAUUUCUACUAUCUUGAGGAAAUAAUAUCUGUAUAACAGGAAGAAACUGGUUAUUUUGAUGCCAAUUGACUAGAACUUUGAUACAAGAAGAGCAGAACAAUGUCUUACUUAUAAAUAAGGCCGUCUGAAACCAACUAUUUCAUGAUUGUAUCAAUUUUCAGUUAGAAAUGAACUGUUAAUUUAGCAUAAAUAAAUUUUCCAUACAUGGAUUCUUAAGUAAAUAUGCAAGUAUUAAAUAUUCAAAUAUCACACAAGAAUCCAUUUUUGGAAGAUUUAUUUAUGUUGUAUUAACAGUUCAUUUCUAGCUGAAAAUCGAUGCAAUCAUGAAAUAGUUGGUCUCAAAAAGCCCUAUAAAUAAGAGAUUGUGCUGCUCUCCUUGUAUCUAUGUUCUUAUCAGAUGGCAUCACAAUGGCCAAUUUCUUCCUGCCAUACAGAUACUAUUUCCCCAAGGUGGAUGUAGCGAAGAAAUAGUUGAUCUCAAGCAACCUUAUAAAUAAGAGAUUGUGUUGCUCUCCUUGUAUCGAAUUUCCAUUCAAUUGGCAUCACAAUAUUUGGAUAUUUAAUAGCUGCAUCUUUAAAUAAAAAUUCAUAUAUGGAAAAUAUAUUUGCUCCAAA